This is a messenger RNA of Colletotrichum truncatum, 1236 nucleotides long. RefSeq lists its product as uncharacterized. Lineage: Eukaryota; Fungi; Ascomycota; Sordariomycetes; Glomerellales; Glomerellaceae. The record is from RefSeq and is a predicted model, not a curated record.
AUGUCCGGCCGACGCGAUCGAGGUACUACGGUCAUCACGGCCGAGGAGCGAGUCCGUCGCGCCACUGAGGCCAAAACCAACAUUCGUGAGGCGGUCGCAUUCACCCCUGCCCUCCUAGGUCGUGUCCACACUCGUAUUGAUUCCAACGCUUUCCGCCGCUGCAUUUCCGACAACGCUAUCUACCAGUCUCUUUGCAACUCUCUAAAGGACAAGAACCUCCCUGAGCGUGAACGCCGCCCGGAUCUCGUUGACUUUCUUGCCCUUGAGGCCAUCAUUCCUGUUCAGUACGGCGGUGAAUACAACCGAGUCCUCAAAGAUCUCUACAUCAGAUGCAACACUGAGAACUGGGCUGAGAAGGCUGUGCUUGACGCCAACCAUGACUGGUACCAGGACCGGAUUGGCGACGCCAAGAACUUCAUCCGCAGCAUGAUCAAAAAGGUCGAUUCUCAGCUGUUGGAAAUCAUUUUGGAAGACAUCGAGACCAACUUUUGGCGUGAGAAGGUCCAGGACAAUGUUCUUUAUAAGAAAGUCACCGUCAAGAUGCUGGAGAAGCGCCAGCUCAGUCAGCGAGACGUUCUCACCAUGGUCGCUAUUAACGGCGGCAAAUACCCCACCGAGCUCUUCCGACAUCUCGUGGUCAAGCAGAACUCGGAAAUGCUCAACUAUGGCAACAACCUUCAUGCCCAGCACGACCUAUAUGACGACCAAGAGUAUCAGGGUUCCGCUGCUCAAGCUAUAAUUCCAGGCAAUGCCCCCUUGACUCAAUCUAUUGCUCAGAGUGGCCCCGCCAUUGAUGGUAUCAUUGAGCUUGAAGCCAUCGCUGAGGCCAUGCAGAACAAGCAUAAAAGCCGUGAGGUCCGCAAGAAGCUGCAAGAGUUGAAAGAGCUUUUGAAGGACGACUACCCUGCCAUCAAUGCUGUUCAGAGCGGCCGUGUGCACAAACCCUCUGGCUCUGGUACCCAGCCAUCCCGCUUGGGCUCUCGUGCGCGUCAAAUGUCUAGUGAUACGCGCGAUAGAGGCCUCUUCGUGAACCAGGCUGAAAGAUACUUCAGCGACAACGAUGAACAUGAGGGAACAGCCCAGAAGCCACAGGCUACCCGGGAAAUGAAGGACGAUGAGCAGGCCAAGCACCGACAGGGACCACUGGGUCAGUUGGGCACUCCUGUCAUCAAGAAAGAGCCAUCCAGUCAUGAUGAAUACCUCUUUCUUUCCCGCACCAGUGCCGCUUCCUACUGA